CUUGUUUUGUGAAAAAAAAAGAAGCUAAGAUGGGAAUAGGAAUUGUUUGGCUAUGAAGAUAUGUUUUAAUGGCUGCAAAGCAAAAUAUACAGCUUUAUCAUUCGAAGCAAAGGUCACAAGAAGAUGAUUCUGAUGAUUAUCUGGUAGAUUUAGGAAGAUUUGAUUCCUGUACUUGCUGAGAUCUUAGGCGAUGAUUAAAUUUUAAGUAACAAAAUCUUAAUGGCAAUGUUAAUUGUUAUCUUCUUUGGUCAAUUUGAGUUUUCAGUCUCCAUUCUGUUUUAAGAUGUUGAAAGACCGGUUUCUACAUAAUCUGAAUCUUCUGAGCAGGAAAGACUUCAAGUUACAUAAGCAAUCUUUUUAACUAAAGAACUAAACAAGAAGGAUACAUACUUACAAUUGGCUUUUGUUUGCCAAAGGCAAAUGAGACGGGGAUAUGACUAUGUUGAUGGUGAUCAGUUUGCAACAGCAGUUGCAGCUUCUGCUUUUGCUAUACAUUCCCUUGAAGAAUACCAGAAAAAGCUAAGGAAGGGAUCUGAAAUCGCUUUGGGAAGUGUUAGGACCAGGAAAGAUGAGCGUUCUUUGCCAAUAGAAACAGCUUCCUCUGGGAGGCCAUUUGGCCAGGGUAAUAGGACUACAUCCUUUGCAAGGCCUGUACCUUUUGCGGAACAAAAGCAAAAGGGCAACUCAAAGAAAUACAGAAAUGCAGAAACCAAAGCAGAUGCUUGGGAGAAAGCUCAGAUGGCCAAAAUUAAGAAAAGGUAUGAAAGGAUGCAGUCUGAUAUUCUUGCUUGGGAGCAUGAAAAGAAAAUGCAAGAGAAACUUCAACUGGAAAAGAAAAAGAGUGAGCUGGAGCUCAGAAGGGAGAGAAACUUGCAACAUUACAGAAGCAAGCUGGCCAGGAUAGAUCAUAAUGCUGGAGGAGCCAGAAAACAGAUAGAAGAGAAAAGGAAGUAUGAGGAAUCUGUUGUGAAAGAGAAAGCAAGAAAAAUAAGAUCCACAGGAAAUGCUCCACUCAGAUGCUUCUGCUUCUAAUCACAAGGAACGAAAUUUGGACAGUGCCUAACGCUAAAUCCAAAAAUGCACAUAAAUUUCCAUCUUAUGUGGAAUUUGUACUGAUGAUUACAUACUUCCUGGUCUUUGAACUUUUAUGUAUAUUGGCUUUCAAAUGUUUGCAGUAUCUGCUUGAACUUUAACUGCAAAUGAAGUUCUUCUUAGAAAGAUAUAAGAUGAGCCUAGAGACCCUAUCAGUAGAUA
Molecule: messenger RNA, 1254 nt
Organism: Coffea arabica (coffee)
Lineage: Eukaryota; Viridiplantae; Streptophyta; Magnoliopsida; Gentianales; Rubiaceae
Source: RefSeq, a predicted model, not a curated record